Molecule: messenger RNA, 2581 nt
Organism: Rattus norvegicus (Norway rat)
Lineage: Eukaryota; Metazoa; Chordata; Mammalia; Rodentia; Muridae
Source: RefSeq, a predicted model, not a curated record
GCCAGGCCUGGAUUUCUUUGAGUGCUUUGAGAGGAGGUGUGGAGUGGAGCCCUCUGCGACUUGUUUGUAUCUUGUGAGCUGUGUGUGGUUGUAUUGGAUUUUACUGUACUGUGUAUAUGUGUAUCUAUCAGUGUGUGUAAGAGAGUGUGUGCUGACAGAUUUGCCUGUGUGUGAGUGUGUGUACACUUUCGCUUGUGUGUUUGUCAGUAUAUGUAGGAGUGUGUGAGUUUACAGGUUUGUAUGUGUGUAUGUGUUUGUAUGUGUGUAUGUCUUCUUGUGCGUAUGUGUAUCCCUGUGUGUAUGUGUGUAUGUGUCUGACGUGUGUUUUUCCAGGUUUGCUUGUGUGUAAGUAUGCGUGUUUUGUGUGAAUCUGGGUGUUUGUAAGAGUUUGUGUGAGUAUAAGUUCACUUCUGUGUAUUUCUGUGUGUGUGCCUGUGUGUGUGCCUGUGCCUGUGUGGGUGCCUGUGUGUGUGUGUGUGUGUGUGUGUGUGUGUGUCUGUGUGUCUGUGUGUGCACGUGCCCAUCCCCUUUUGCCCCUUGUAUCUAUAUUACCUGCACCUCAGUGCAAGAGAGUGUAGAGGCCAGAAAUCACCCCGGCUGCUGUUCCUGAGGUAGCAUUAGUACUGAUAAAAUGCCUACAGAGACUGAGGAGGAGUUACCAACACCUACACCCGAGCCCAGUAUCUCUGAGGAGGGCAACUUCCAUUCCCAAUACCAAGUAUUGGGGACAAUUGGGCAAGGGGGCAACGCCAAAGUCCUCCUGGCCCACCACCGGCUCACAGGAACCCCGGUGGCUGUCAAAGUUCUGCGAAAGGACAAGCAGUGGUUCCAGCCAGCCAUGAUGGAAGCAAACAUAAUGAGAAAGAUCAACCACCCCAACAUAGUGUCUCUCAUACAAGUUAUUGAAAAGGAAACGAGAAUAUACCUCAUAAUGGAGCUGGUGGAAGGCCAAGAACUCUACCAGUACAUCAGAGAGUCAGGGCACAUAGAGGAGGAUGAGGCCCGGCAAAUAUUUGAACAGAUAUUGUCAGCAGUGAGCUACUGCCAUGGAAAGGGGAUUGUUCACCGAGACCUCAAACUGGACAAUAUAAUGAUUGAUAAAAACAAAAAGGUCAAAGUCAUCGACUUUGGGCUUAGCACCCAAUUUCAACCUGGAAAAAUGCUAAACCACCACUGCGGCACGUACUCUUUUGGUUCCCCUGAACUCCUCCUUGGCCAUCGGUAUGACGGGCCGAAGAAUGAUAUGUGGAUUAUAGGAGUGGUCUUGUACUGUAUGGUAGUGGGAAAGCUCCCAUUUGAUUCAGUGAUCAUCCAAGAACUGCAGAGACAAGUAGUGGCAGGGGUAUAUCCUGCUCCCUGUGGGGUUUCAAAAGAACUGGAGGACCUCCUUAGUAAAUUACUAAGGGUAAAUCCCAACUUUAGACCAACAGCAAGAAAGGCGAUGAAACACCCUUGGUUCAAAGAACACUGGAACGGAUUGAUAGGUCCCUAUGAAGAAAUGCUUCCCCUCACACCAGACCCGGCCAUUUUGGAUGCCAUGAAAAGCAUUGGAUUCCAAGCCUCUGUAGUAAAACACUCUUUAAAACAAAGAAAAUAUAAUGAGGAAAUGGCAACUUAUUUCUUUCUACAAAAGCAGGCUCUCCAGGGGGAUGGCUGCACAGCCCAGGCACAGCAAGUGAGUCCCGUUGUAGCCCCAUUUCCUAGCCUUGAUCCUGCUGCUGCUUUUAGAUUAGAACCAAAGAGGAGUGGAAGCCUGCCAGUCCUUGGCACCUUGCGGGUGUCAUCCUCCCAUGGUCACGUAUCUCACUAUGGCCAGAAUGCUCAUCCAAAAGGAGGCAAAAGAUCCACUGUGGCUGGUCGUCUCAGGCCUCUACCGAUGACACCUACACAGGACCACUAUCACAAAUGUGCCGUGAGUGUCCCAUGCAUUCAAACAACAAGCAUCUUCACUGAGAAGAGUAGCAAUAAGGAAAUCAAAGAAGACAACCCACUCUCCCACAGAGCCCCAUUAGAGGAUAAGCCCAUCCCCAGCAGGGUCCGGCACAGAGGUUUUAAGGGGUGGACCAGGAAUAUAGCAAAUGCCCUGAUAAAGCUGUGUUGCUGCAUGCCAAGGAGAAAGAAACCUCGCCUGGGGCAGAACAGAAUCUCCCCCCAGAAAUGAGCCACAGGGAGAGUCCAGAGAACAAGCAGCAGGCAUAGCCCAGGUACCUUUGUGCUUUGUCCUUUUCAAUUUGCUCUAUGCUGGUCCUUCCUCUGUCUCUGGUUUCCAUUUUCCCCACAAUUCUUACCUUGUAUAUGCUCUAAGUUCUUUAUGAGGUUUCCCCAACACCAAGCCUUUUCCCUCUCCUUGAUUUCUCCUCUUCCCAGCAGGGACCCAAUAGGAUUGAUGAGUUCCACACUCUACAGAGUUUUCUAGUUGGCCCAUCCCUUCAGAUGGCCUCCAGCUCCCCCUUAGGCCAAUAGCUCCCACAGGGUGAGGACUAGAGGGUCAUGGGCUCAUGGACUCCUCCAGGGGCUACUGAUCUUUUCACAUGUGGUCAUCAAUCACAAGUGCUGCAGAGCAGAGUCUUAUGUUUUCAAA